AUGCAGCCUUUCGCUAGCAUCCGCAACCUUUACAAGCGCUCCAAAGCGGCUAUCAAGCGCUGUUUCCGGCGCUCGACCAAGGAUUUCGACGCUUCCGCAGAAGAAGCGAGCAUACGGGGCGCGGCUCCCGCCUCAGAAGCCGAUAGCGAGCAUGAGGAUGCGUCAAUCCACUCAAUUCGCACUCGAGGUCGCGCCGAAGUUAGAGCUGUAGCAGGGGGCAGCACAGCGACUUCUGGACGCAUCUGUGCUGAUUUCAACACGGGGACCUGCGGAAACGGCGACCGGUGCAGGAAGGCCCACGAAUGCAGCGUGUGCAGGGGCAAGCAUAGUGCCCGAAGCUGCCCAAACAAGGUCACACCCGAGGUUAAGAAGAAAAAGUGGUGCUGA
This is a messenger RNA of Schizophyllum commune H4-8, 387 nucleotides long. RefSeq lists its product as uncharacterized. NCBI's taxonomy places the organism in Eukaryota, Fungi, Basidiomycota, Agaricomycetes, Agaricales, Schizophyllaceae. The transcript is spliced from 3 exons. The record is from RefSeq and is a predicted model, not a curated record. Bases 1 to 387 code for a protein of 128 amino acids. Gene Ontology annotation, molecular function: metal ion binding.